Chlamydomonas reinhardtii is the source of this 3572-nucleotide messenger RNA. RefSeq lists its product as uncharacterized. Gene Ontology annotation, molecular function: RNA binding. The coding region runs from base 394 to 1770 and encodes 458 amino acids. Lineage: Eukaryota; Viridiplantae; Chlorophyta; Chlorophyceae; Chlamydomonadales; Chlamydomonadaceae. The record is from RefSeq and is a predicted model, not a curated record. The transcript has 9 exons.
CGUAACAAGGCAGAUGAGUUUCGUUUGCUCUGUUUUUCUACAUGUGCCUGCUUCAUGUGCUUGUACCACUUGCGCAGUAUGUGGCGAGCCGGUUAGAUCCUUGCUCGCGGGAUCUCGUACGCAAACUGGCAGCUCGUGUAUUGGCUCCUUUAUGGGUGUUUGAAAUAACGAGAACACAGAGGGAGACAAUGAAAUCUCCCUACGCAUUCCACUUUCAUGUAAACCUCUAUUUUCACUGAGACUGCUGAGUUCAACUUGCAGCAAUUUACGCAAGACCCGCGUUGUGUCAUCUCUAGUUAACCAGUACCAUCACUUUGCAAUUCAAUCGUUACGUUGAGCUGGAGCCAGCGGCCAGGGCCGAGAGCGCGGGGCGGCAGAGAGCGGGGCAACGAGAUGCAGCAGCAGCAGGGCGGGGCGCCCGCGAGCGGGCGGCGCCAGACAGCGAUGCUGACAUGCCCCAAGUCGAUGGUUGGGCGCGUUAUUGGAAGGGAUGGCGACACAAUCAAGGCUCUACAGACGUUCACCGGUGCAUUGAUCCAGAUUGACCAGACAAGCGACCCCACAAAAAUCGCUAUCAGCGGCAAUCCCCACAGCCUUAACAUGGCGUUAUCAAUGGUCCAUGACAUCGUGCGUGGAACCUUCAAAGGCUUUGCCCUGCUGCGGCAGGCGACGGGGCACAGCAACCGCGGGCCACAGCCGCUGUCCAACAAGCCUGUCUACGCGCCAGGUUAUGGACUGGUGCCCCCUUCACAGCUGUACGGCGGAACCGGAGACAUCGCUUCGGCUCAGGUGGUGGGUCCGCCACCCGCUGCCGCCGCAGCCAUGGGUCUCAUAAGCACCACGCCCGUCGCCGCGGCGGCGGCGGGCGUCGUUGCCGGCGGCGGCGGGAUGCUGGCGGCUGGCGGCGGCGGGAUGGGUCAGCAGCAGGCAGCAGGGGGCGGCUACCCACAGCUCCUGAGCGCAGCUGGGCCGCCGCAAUUUAUGGUGCCGAUGCAGCCACUGCAGCCAAUGCAGAUGUCCACGACGCCGCUGCCGGGGCCAGUGUACAACGUUAUCUCGGCGCCUGGCUACUCGGGGCCUGUUUUCUUCAGCCCGAUGGAAUACGCCAACCUGACAGCGGCUGGUCUCGGGCCAGCAGGAGGCAACGGCGGCAGGCCAGCAGGAGGGACAGGUGUCAUCCAGCUGUCCAGCGGAUCCAAUCAGCACCAGCUGGGGCAGCACCCACAGCCGCCGCAGAUCCAGUACUAUGCCACCGGCGGCAUCGGCAUCGGCGGCGGAGGCAUGGGCAUGGGCGGCGGCGGCGGCGGCGGAUUAGGCGCCACGGCCACCUCCACAGCCGCCGCCGAUCAUUUCCUCUACGCAUCGGACCAGGGAGCCGCGUCAGCGUCGUCCCUCAUGGCGGCUGGCGGCGCCGGCGGCCGCCUCUUUCACGUCGCUGGCGGCGGUGCUGGCGGCGGUGCUGGCGGAAACCGUGGCGGCGGCGGCGGCGCCGCCGGGCCGUCAGCGGCGGCGGCUGGGGCAUCUGCGCUGGAGGCCGCUCAAGCCCUCCUUGCGGGCGGCGGGCACGCCGCUGGCGUGGACAUCUACGACUCGCCUGCAUCUGCUGCUGGCGUUGGCGUUGGCAUGAGCGGCGUUGGCGGCGGCGCAGGCGGCGCGGCAGGGACCUACAUGCUUGCGCCGCCUGACGCUUCUGCUCGAGGUGGCGGCGGCGGCGGUGGCGGCGGCGGGCAGCAGCAGUCGUACUAUGGAGGUGGCUAUGGUCUUGAGUAAUUAGAGUAAUGGGGGUAGUUGCUUGUGUGCGUGGGAAGUUGCUUGCGUGCUCGCUGGCUGGCUAGCUAGUGCGUGCAGGCGGCGGCAGUCUUGAAGUGAUUGCUGUUGGCUUACUUGCUGCUAGCUCCAUUUUCAGCGAGCGGUCGCGGCGGUUAGUUGGGAUGUCACGGCGGUGGGUCGGUGGAGUCUUAUUACUAAUGUGAGCCGGCUGGGCAGGUGGCUGUGUAUGUCGCGUGUGAGCGGCUACAUUACAAUGCCAUGCAAGCCCUUACCAUGCACGCAGCAAACUGUAUGUUGCAAGGCGGCUGCUGGUGUGCGGCUUGAUAUGUGGAAAACACCGUGAAGUAAUAAGCGGUGGUGGCGGCGGCGGACGAAAGCCGAUGUGCGAAGAACUGCUUGGAACAAUAGAUUUGUUGAUGAUAUGCGACGAGCACGCACGCAAGCACGUAUGGUACGUACGACCAUGAUGAGUCGGGGUUGCCAGGCAGGAGCAUCGUGCGUGCAUGUGGGUUUUGUUCUUGGGAUCAUGAAUGGGAGCUGGCGGCGGGAUGCGUGUCAGCUAUACGCUAGCCAGAUAGACACCGCACCUUUCUUGACGUACGUACGUUGUGUGGAGAUGAUGAACGGCUGGUUCGAUGAAGUGGAUGGUGCGCGCACGGGCAUACGACAGAUGCUAUGUCUUCUGCGUGGCUGAUGUUGCGCCAUGCAUGCGCCUACGGACCUGCGCUGCGUGGAUGCCUGCUAGGCAGCAUGCGGGCAUGUCCAUGUUCACAUGUACGUUUCAUUUCCUACCUGCUGCUAAUGAUGAUGAGCGAGCAUGCAUGCAUCCCAGGUGGUCAGCAGGUGGGGAUUACACCGGACGCGGCCGGUGCGUGUGCUUGUGCGCGGGCGAUGCUGCUGUGAUCAUAUCAGGUCAUCAGAAGCACGGCCGUCCACGGCACAAGUAGUGUGCGUGUGUAUGUGUACACGCACACACACACGGCCGUUGGGCGCUGGCUUGCAUGCACGCAUACAGCCGCUGUGGGAUGGAGGGUUGAGAGUGUGUCUGUCAUUGUUUCUCUCAAGGUUAUUGUUGAGCGCUCGCUCUGGCGAGCCUUCCGUGCCUAUCCCUACCCGCAUGAAGUUGAUUGAAAGAAGUAGUAGGGUAAUAAUGUGCUUUGUGUGUGUGUUCUCAUGCUCCAAUCAAUACGAUGAUGCUCACAAUCCAUUCAGCAUGCCUUGCAUUUCUGAUGUUUGUGCCUUGCCGAUGGCGCGCGAGCAAUCAAAGCACAGCGCACUUUGUUUUUAACGACCGCCUGUUCGAUUGGGCGAGUUGGGUGAGAGAGGGAGCUGCAUCAGCGGGUCUUGUGUGCAUGCGGGGUUAGUUGUGAAUGGGGAUGCACACUUGGGGUUGGCUGAAUUGAUGCUGCGGGGGUGGGAGGGGUGGGGGUUUCAAGAGUGCCUGCUACCCUGUCUGUAGACGACCGGACGGCGGCUUCACCUAGCGUGCUUGUUGAUUGGCGCUCGGGGCUUGCGGGGGGCUCGUACAUACAGGGUGUGGACGGUCAUGGAUGGAGGGUCAUCUUGGUAAUGUCGCCCGUAGGCGUGCCACAGCCCACCCAUGCUGAUGUUAAAUUGGGAUUUUGCUUGCAGGGGACGGAGGCAUGCAUGCGUUUGUAUGCCCUAAACCAAUCAAUCGAUCGUAGUAAAUGGCAAGCAAUAGCGGUGUAUGUGGAUGCUCAACAGGACUAUUGCGAGAGAUGCACAGUGCUGCUUGGGUGGCUUGAUUUGCUGCUGCACAGACGUAUGUACAUAUAAAGGAG